CAAUGGACGCGGGAGCAAGGGUCUCCUUUGAGAAGGGAGUAGCCCGGUUCGAGAUGGGAGGUGUGGUGAAAAUGGAGGCGGUACAACAUGGGGAGUUGUGGGAGAUUGUGACGGUGAAGAAGGCGCAGGCAUUCGUGGCGGUGAAGGGCCCGGCCAAAACGGGGUUUCGCUUUGGAGAGGCGGCAAGGAAGCCGCCGGUAGUUGCGGAGAGAAAGCGGAUGGAGGUGAAGCCGGUCGAGUUCAUUGAGGUUGAUCUUGAGUCGGACGAUGAGUCGGACGACGGGCCCGUAAAGGAGUCCCAACCGAUAGAGGCGAGCGUUGGGGAGACAAUGAUCGCUGAGCACGGCACAACGGAAGCGUGGGAGCCGCAGCAGAAGGCGUGGGAGCACGGGCGGACAUAG
Molecule: messenger RNA, 401 nt
Organism: Klebsormidium nitens
Lineage: Eukaryota; Viridiplantae; Streptophyta; Klebsormidiophyceae; Klebsormidiales; Klebsormidiaceae
Source: the annotation of a GenBank genome assembly